AACACACUGCACACUACACAGCAGAACACCCACACGGCAACACUUACAGAACACCCACACGGCAACACUUACACAGCAGAACACCUCACACGGCAGCACACUUACACGGCAGAACACCCCACGGCAGCACUCCCCAGCAGAACACCCACGGCAACACUUACACAGCAGAACACCUACACGGCAACACUUACACAGCAGAACACCUACACGGCAGCACACUUACAUGGCAGAACACCUACACGGCAGCAACUGCACAGAACACCCACGCAGCACACUUACACGGGCAGAACACCCACACGGCAGCACACUUACACAGCAGAACACCCACACGGCAACACCCCACACAGAACACCCACACGGCAACAUUCCACACAGCAGAACACCCACACGGCAACACUUACACAGCAGAACACCCACACGGCAACACUCUACACAGCAGAACACCCACACGGCAACACCCACACAGCAGAACACCUGAGGGCAACACUUACACAGCAGAACACCCACACGGCAACACCCCACACAGCAGAACACCUACACGGCAGCACACUUCACGAAGAACACCUACACGCACCUGCACACAGCAGGAACACCUACACGGCAGCACACACCGCGCAGAACACCCACACGGCAGCACACUGCACAGCAGAACACCUACACGGCAGCACACUUACACAGCAGAACACCUACACGGCAACACUUACACAGCAGAACACCUACACGGGCAACCUGCACAGCGAACACCCACGGCAGCACACUCACACGGCAGAACACCCACACGGCAGCACACUCCCACACAGUGGAACACCCACGCGGUGCACACUUUGCAGAACACCCACACGGCACACUACACAGCGGAACACCUACACGGCAACACCUUACACAGCAGAACCCCCACACGGCAACACCACACAGCAGAACACCCACACGGCAGCACACUUACACAGAACACCACACGGCAGCACACUCCCACACAGUGGAACCCACGCCGGGCAGCACACCUCACACGACAGAACACCCACACGGCAGCACACUUACACAGCAGAACACCCACACGGCAGCACACUACACAGCAGAACACCUACACGGCAGCACACUUACACAGCAGAACACCUCACACGGCAACACUUACACACAGAACACCCACACGGCAACACGCCCACACAGCAGAACACCCACACGGCAGCACACACUCCCCACGGCAGAACACCCACACGGCAGCACACUUACACAGUGGAACACCUACGCGGCAGCACACUCCCACACGACGGAACACCCACACGGCAGCACCUUACACAGCAGAACACCUACACGGCAACACUUACACAGCACACCCACGGCAACACUUACACAGCGGAACACCUACACGGCAGCACACUUACAUGGCAGAACACCUACACGGCAGCACACUUACACAAACACCUGCGGCAACACUUACACAACCAGAACACCUGCACGGCAACACUUACACAGCAGAACACUACACGGCAACCGCACUUACACAGCGGAACACCUACGGCAACACUUACACAGCGGAACACCUACACGGCAACGCCCACACAACCAGAACACCUACACGACGGCCUUGCCACACAGAACACCUACACGGCAACACUUACCAGCAGAACACCUGCACGGCACACUUACACAGCAGAACACCUACACGCCAGCCGCCCACACAGCCAGAACACUGCACGGCAACACUUACACAGCAGAACACCUGCACGGCAACACUUACGCAAUAACACCUACACGGCCGCUUACGCAACGGAACACCUGCACGGCGACCACCCUUACCAGCGGAACACCUACACGGCCAGCCUACACAGCGGAACACCUGCACGGCAACACUUACACAGCGGAACACCUGCACGGCAACCUUACACAGCGGAACACCUGCACGGCAGCACACUUACACAGCGGAACACCUACACGGCAACGCCGCAGCAGAACAGCCUACACGGCGGCUUUGCCCACAACCAGGAACACCACACGACGGCACACUUACACCAGCAGAACACCUACACGGCAACACUUACACAGCAGAACACCUACACGGCAACCACACAGCGGAACACCCUGCACGGCCCGGCGCCCACACAACCAGAACACCUACACGACGACACCUUACACAACCAGGAACACCUACGGCAACACUUACACAGCAGGAACACCUACACGGCAACCUUGCAACCGGAACACCUACCACGGCAACACACGCAGCCAGAACACCUACACGACGGCACAUACACAGCAGAACACCUGCACGGCAACCUUACGACCGGAACACCUGCAACCUUACACGCAGAACACCUACACGGCCGGCACACUUACACGACGGAACACCUGCACGGCCUGCAUGGGAACACCUGCGCAGCACUACGCACGGAACACCUGCACGGCACACUUGCACGGCGGAACACCUACACGCCAACACCUUACGCAACGGAACACCUGCGGCCAGCUACUUACAGCAAGAACACCUGCACGGCAACGCCACAGCGGAACACCUACACGACGGCACACUUACGCAACCAGAACACCUACCGGCAACACUCACACAGCCAGAACACCUCACACGGCACACCUUACACAGCGGAACACCUACGGCAACACUUACACAGCGGAACACCUGCACGACGGCACGCUUACACCAGAACACCUACACGGCAACUUACUUGCAACCAGACACCUACACGGCAGCACACUUACACGGCAGAACACCUACACGACGACACACCCACACAGCAGAACACCUGCGACGCACUUACACUGCAGAACACCUACACGGCAGCACACUUACACAAGCAGAACACCCUGCGGCAACACCUUACACAGCAAGAACACCUACACGGCAACACCUACACAGCAGAACACCUACACGGCAACCCACAACACACUUACACAGCAGAACACCCACGGCAGUACUUACACGAGAACACCUACACGACAGCCCACGCAGAACACCACACGCAACACUACACAGCGACACACCCACGGCAUACUUACACAGCCGAACACCCAGGCAACACUUACACAGUGCACACCUACACGGCAACACCUUACACAGCAGAACACCCACACGGCAACACUACACAGCCGAACACCGCACUACACACCGCCACCUACACGGCAACACGCACACAGUAA
Homarus americanus (American lobster) is the source of this 3150-nucleotide messenger RNA. RefSeq lists its product as uncharacterized. The annotation marks the transcript as partial. Lineage: Eukaryota; Metazoa; Arthropoda; Malacostraca; Decapoda; Nephropidae. The transcript is spliced from 3 exons. The record is from RefSeq and is a predicted model, not a curated record.